AUGCGUUCUGUUCAAUUGCUGAGUUGUGCUGUAGCACUGGCUAGUCAUGUUUCUGGGCAAGCGGUCUCGAAAGCGUCGUGUGAUUCAGUGACAAAGAUCUGCUUCUCCUCCUAUACAGCGCCUGAGAAUAACAUGACCUUUGGAAUCGCACUUCCCAUGAAUGUAACUGAUCUUUACGAUGCCAUUAUCUCCAUCACAGCCCCUCUCUCCGUCACUUGGGCUGGCUUUGCCUGGGGAGGAACGAUGGUUUUCAACCCUCUUACGGCUGCGUGGGCAAACGGAAAGACUUCAGUAGCAUCUUCGCGAUUCGCUUUUGGACUGGGUCUUCCUCAAGGUUAUGAUGGAGCGACUUAUACUUUGUUGAAAGGCACGACCGCGAACAGCACACACUGGACGAUGGUUGCGAAAUGUGAUGGAUGCACUUCAUGGCAAGGUAGUGAUGGCAACUUAGCUGUCCUCAACGCUACUGGUACGACACAAUUUGCCUGGGCUCAAGGCGACACAGCAGUUCAGGACCCAUCAAACAACGCUUCUGCUUUCAACGUCCACAAAGCAUAUGGGAAAUGGAUUCACGACUUGAAUGCCGCUCGAAGCCCAAACUUCAAUACGUGGGUUUCAAGCAAUGUAUUGGCCCCAGUCGCCACCAGCAGUGUCACUGCCCCAUCUACGACCAGCAAAGCUGCCACCACUUUGUCCACAAGCCUCGUCCCAACCACGAAACCAUCAACCCCUGCUCAGAAUGGUGCAAUUCCAGCUUCCUGUUCCGGGGCUGGAGCUGCUGUCUUCCAAUCCGUUCUCGCGAGUGGCUGGAAGGCUACCAAGGUUCUUGGAGGUCUGACGAGUCCUCGAAGUCUGGUUUGGGAUUCUGCUGGCAACAUGUUGAUGGUUCAAUCUGGGAAGGGUAUCUCGAUCCACACUAUGGGGACAGAUGGCUGCGUUGCAUCAACUAAGAUGCUGGUCUCCUUGAACAGUCUGAAUCAUGGGCUCACCUUGAGUGCUGAUGGCAAGACCCUAUAUGCGAGCUCCAUGACUACAGUCUUCGCCUGGCCAUAUACUGCUUCCUCCGGCACAGUUGGUACUAGGACAACUGUCGUCAAUGGAAUGUACAAUGGUGGUGCCCAUACCACUCGAACCUUGCUUAUUGGUGCCCACGCGCCUAAUUUGCUGGUUGUUUCUCAUGGGUCAAAUGACAACUGGGAUUACGCAGCUGGUAAUCCAAAGACAGGUCGUGCAAUCGUCAAAGUCUUUGACCUCAGUGCCGUUCCUUCUUCAGGAUACAACUACGUCUCCGGCGGAUACGUGAUGGGAUACGGUAUGCGAAACGAGGUCGGAAUUACUUUUGAUGGAAACAACAUGCUUUGGGGUGUAGAAAACAGUGGCGAUAACUUCGCUCGUGGAGGAAAAGACAUCCACCAGAAUAAUCCCGCCGAGAAGCUGAACUUCAUCGGCGACAUCACAAAACCCAACAAUAACUGGUACGGAUACCCGACCUGCUUUGCAGUCUGGCAAGCAAGCGACUUCUCAGGCACUAGUCUCCAAGUCGGAGAUCAUUUCGUGAUUGCACCCAACAGCACAUUCAAGGACGACAGUUGCAAAUCAGUGACCACCACACCGUCGCUUGUCUUCAUGGCACACUCGGCACCAAUUGAUAGCAAAUUCGACAGCACCUACAGCAACCUAUAUGUUACUUUCCACGGAUCAUGGAACCGCAACCCAACUACGGGCUUCAAGUUGGUCGAAGUUCCGUUCCAGAAGGGAACCGAUGGGCAGUACAAGCCUGUUGCUCCUCCGACAAGCAACACCGGAUACACGGACGUGAUGACAAAUCCGGACGUGACGAAGUGUGCUGGUAACGGCCCUAGUUUCAGCUCGGGAUGCUUCAGACCUGCUGGUCUCCUGUUUGACUCUGCAGGAAGGCUGUACAUGACAAGUGACACCACUUCUCAAGCUGAGUUGUGGGUGCUGGGCAAGCAAUGA
Mollisia scopiformis is the source of this 1977-nucleotide messenger RNA. RefSeq names its product cellulose binding iron reductase-like protein. The record is from RefSeq and is a predicted model, not a curated record. Lineage: Eukaryota; Fungi; Ascomycota; Leotiomycetes; Helotiales; Mollisiaceae. The transcript has 4 exons. Bases 1 to 1977 code for a protein of 658 amino acids.